GAGAAAGACGGAGUCGGAGCCGGAGACGGUGAAUUGUUGUUGAUGGAGGGCUGUAUCGGCGUUGUUUCACGGUGGUUUUCCCGGUUCAGAGCGGCUAAAUUUAAGAAGAUUUCUGGCCAAGUUGAAAAGAGAGAGCAAGAUGUGACGUCAGAUGACAAGUGUUCGACGGAUUUACUCAACGGCGGUGAUUCGCCGUGUAUGGACCCGCAGAAUCAUCAGUCAGGAUGUCCGACAGAGCCCUCUUUCAAUAUGGGAGUUGGAUGUUAUUUGUUAUAUCUGAUUGCUGCAAGUAAGACUGAACACGAUAAGAUGAUGGAGUUGAGGACCCAAAUGGAAAUGCUUCUUCAAGAUGCCAAAAAGGAACUGGAAGCCAAAGAUACAUUGGCCGACCCGUUUAAGUUCACUAGUGUAUUUCCUAAUUCAACCAUUGAUGUUCGAGAAGGCGUGGAGUCUAGUUAUGAUCAUUCUUUACAUAACAGUAAAACAUCAUAUGUUUUACCAGUGUCACCAACAAUUAUGAUGUGUGAUCAGUCUUCGGACUGUGACACGCCUAAAUCAGAACAAUGUCCAAAAGGAAUGGACCCACUUGAAGCAGAACUUGAGGCAGAGUUAGAACGAUUUUUAUUGCAACAUCCACAACAGCAAAGCAUAGAGGUAACUUUUAAUGACACUGAUACUGCGAAAAGUCAAAGUUUUAGUUCUGGAGAAGUAAUCAACCCUGAAAUUGACCCUCAAGAGGAGGAAUGCACAGAAGUAGAUUAUGGAAUUCCGCCCUAUGAACUUGAGAGAAGAUUGCAUGAAGUACUGGAGGGAAGGCAACAAGAGCAGAUAACAGAGCUAGAAGCUGCUUUGGAAUGUGCCAGGCACAAGCUUUGUGAGAAAGAUAUAGAGAUUACUUGGUGGAAAGACACUGCAAAGCUUCUUUCGCAGCACAUUCCAGCAAAUUCACGGCCUAUUUCUUAGCAUGAAAAAGAAACAUAUCAUUUCUUAUCAUGGGCAUCAAUUUGCAAUGUAGCCUUUGAGAGUGAGUUCUUGACUCUUCCUCGUGUAUGUUUGAUGAUUGAUAGAUAAUUUAUUUUCCUUUGCUUCAGGAUUGCACAGUGUGAAAUGUAGUUUGCAGAUGGUAUAACAAUGAAAAUUGAGAAGGUGAUGAAGAACUUGAAUUAUAAACUGUAAACUCUCAUCUUCCCACUUUUUUGUUCAAUACACAGGACCUGUACAUCGCACUCCUUGUUUCUCUGCAUUCACUCAAUCUUUUUAGUCGUCGUUGGAUAUUAGUUGUACAGAAG
Messenger RNA from Pistacia vera, 1289 nucleotides. RefSeq names its product protein POLAR LOCALIZATION DURING ASYMMETRIC DIVISION AND REDISTRIBUTION-like. The coding region runs from base 43 to 963 and encodes 306 amino acids. The transcript has 3 exons. Gene Ontology annotation, biological process: asymmetric cell division. Lineage: Eukaryota; Viridiplantae; Streptophyta; Magnoliopsida; Sapindales; Anacardiaceae. The record is from RefSeq and is a predicted model, not a curated record.